AUGGAAUUUCAGAACAUCUCCGAAAGAAUUGAGGAAAGCUCAAGAAUAGAAAAGGCGAAUCAAAAGAAGACAUUGACGGCUACCGAAAGGGAUCUUGAGCGACGACGUAAGAACAACGAGGCAUCACGAAAGUCGAGAGCACAAAGGAAGGACCGUUUUUUGAUGGAUGUACGUGAAGUGGAAUUCCUCAAAAUCGAGAAUCAAAGACUCAAGGAUUUUCUGACUGAAUUGGAGUUGGUCAUUAAGGAGGCAAACGACACACUCAUCGCGAAGUUCAAGUAUCAGUUGCCGACGGCUUCUUGA
Messenger RNA from Hydatigera taeniaeformis, 303 nucleotides. The record is from the annotation of a GenBank genome assembly. Lineage: Eukaryota; Metazoa; Platyhelminthes; Cestoda; Cyclophyllidea; Taeniidae.